Molecule: messenger RNA, 5623 nt
Organism: Polyodon spathula (Mississippi paddlefish)
Lineage: Eukaryota; Metazoa; Chordata; Actinopteri; Acipenseriformes; Polyodontidae
Product: pleckstrin homology domain-containing family A member 7-like
Exons: 26
Coding region: 347-4030 (1227 amino acids)
Molecular function (GO): protein binding
Source: RefSeq, a predicted model, not a curated record
GCAGUCGUUUGUGGGGGAAGAGAUGGCUAGUCUGGUGGCUGACAUUUGGUAGACUGUGAUGUCAUGAGGGUGAGGACUUUGGACACUGGAGAGAGGGGGAAAAAAGGAAUUCCUUUUGUAUUGUGGAUUUAUGAGGUUGGUGUGAAUCGGACUGGGUUUCUCAAAGCGUGUCUUUAAAUAUGUGGGAUGUGCUUUUUAAACAAGAUGAAAGCAGGUGUGUCUAAUACUCUCCACCUCUGGUGUGUGUGAGUGAGUGGGAACCUGUGUUGUUAAAUGAAACUCAAGUGGUUUUUGGUUCACGUCUGCAACUGAAUAGCGGAGUGGAUUAAGGACACACACAGCCACAAUGUGGAACCAGUCUGGAUAUUCAAACCACUUUCCCCAUCCAGGACACCCUUUCUAUCAUGUGCCAUACAGCCAUAACCAGAGAACAGUGACAUUUAGACAUCCAGUAACUGGACAGAUCUCUCCAGAAAACUCAGACUUUAUCCUUCAAGAACAGCCAAAUUCCCGCAUGUCCAACCAACAGACAAGCCAAAGGCCUUCCAGUAUGGUCAGCGAGACAUCCACCGCUGUCACUUCAUCUACUGUAGAUGCUCCACCGGGGUCAAAGGGCUCAAAGUCAAGUGGGAAGGUCCACAGUUUUGGCAAGAGGGACCAUGCUAUCAGGAGGAACCCUAACAUGGCUGUUGUGGCGAGAGGCUGGCUUUACAAACAGGACAGCUCUGGCAUGAGAUUGUGGAAACGGAAGUGGUUUGUGUUGGCCGAUUAUUGUUUGUUUUACUAUAAAGACAGUAGAGAAGAGACAGUCUUAGGCAGUAUUUCUUUGCCUAGUUAUGUUAUUGCUCCAGUCGAGCCUGAAGAUCAUAUAAGCCGCAAGUAUGCAUUCAAGGCUACCCAUACUGGUAUGCGCUCUUACAUUUAUAAUAAGAACUCUGUCAUUGGGUCCCAGGCUGAGCAUUGUGGGAUGAGAACGUAUUACUUCAGUGCAGAUACACAGGAAGAUAUGAACGGCUGGAUCCGUGCCAUGAACCAAGCGGCACUAAUGCAGACCCACACGGCAGAAAGAGAAGCAGACAAAAUGGAAAAGCAAGGCGUUCCCCAGACGAACCACGUCAAGUCAAACAAGGGCUACACCCAGGCAGAGGUGCCUCCGAAGCAAGAGCAGCCGCCGAGACCGGUCGGCGAGACGCUUGGCUUCGAGAAGCGGGAGGAGAUUCGUAAAGAAAGCGAAGAUGAGGAGAGGUACGGCUUUCGGAAGGACACGCUCGAGGACAAAAACAAAGUGAAGUCCCCAGCGACUAUCAUGGAGAUUGACAGUUUGUUUACUGAGCCUGUCGGUUUGUCUCGCGCCCAGCUGGUUCAGGGGAAUGGAACCCUACCCAGCGCAAGGCCAGCGGAGCAGAAUGGAAACCCUGUGUACAAGAGAGGGUUUGUGCCCAGAACCGACACAGAGAAGCAUGUGCAAAGAAAGACCAACUUGUCACAGGUGGAGCAUUGGGUGAAACUACAGAAAGGAGACUCCAAAAGUUCCAGCCUUCCAGCAUCCGAACAAACUCUUUCUCGGAGAACUCCUACCAGCUCUGAGAACUACCAGACUUUGCCAAAGAACUCCCGGCAGCCAUCGAGCAGCCCCCCUCCGGUGUCUCGCAACCUGCCAAGCGAUUACAAAUACGCCCAUGACCGGGUCAGCCACUUCCGCAUGUCCAACGAAGAGCGCAAGGCCCACAAGGAGGGCACUGUGUGGCAGCUCUAUGAGUGGCAGCAAAGACAGCAGUUCAAACACGGCAGCCCUACUGCCCCCAUAUACACAGGUGCUCCAGACUCCAGUGCCCUAAAGGUUUCAUUAGAGGCCCCUCGGUCCAUUUCGGUGCCACCUUCUCCCUCUGACAUCCCCCCACCAGGACCACCACCCAAGGCCUUGUCGCCACGGAGACCGCACACUCCUGCAGAGAGGGUCACGGUUAGGCCUGUUGGCGAGAGGCCCACUGCUGACAUCCCUGCAUCAGGUUCUCCACUCAGGAUACGCGCUCGUGUUUCAAAGACUGCACAUAAUGACAGACGCUCCAUGCCACCAAUGGGCUACAUGACACACACAGUGAGUGCUCCUAGUUUGCAUGGGAAAACGGCUGAUGAUACUUACAUGCAACUGAAGAAGGACCUGGAGUAUCUAGACUUGAAGGUGUCAGGGCGUGAUUCCUUUAAAGACAGAUCUGCAAAACCUGUUAGAAUUGCUGAAAGUGAUGUGGAUGUGAAGUUAAGUCGGUUGUGUGAACAAGACAAGACCCUCCAGGACCUGGAAGCCAAGAUAAGGAUACUGAAGGAAGACAAGGAUAAGCUGGAGUCUGUUUUAGACGUGUCCCACAGGCAGAUGAAGCAGUACAAAGAGCAGCCAGCCCAUGCAGAAAAAAUAGCCUGCCAACAAAGACUUCUGCAAGAGGACCUGGUUCAGAUCAGAGCCGAGAUAUCCAGAAUCUCGACGGAAAUGGAAAAUGCCUGGAGUGAAUAUGGGAAGCUGGAAAUGGAUGUUGACCAGCUGGGAGAAGCGCUACAGGAACAAAUGAACAGAGCAAUUCUCUCUCAGCAGGAAAAAUCACAAAUGCAGAAGGAUUUGUGGAGGAUUGAGGAUGUGAUGGCAGGCCUCAGUUCCAGUAAAGCCAAUUAUAAAUUUACCAUUGAUUCUGUUCAAAAUCCAGAAAGACAAAUUGUGCCUUCAAUGUCAUCGCUAUCAGUGCCUUCGUUGUCCAUGUGUGUCUCUGAGCGGGAGAGUAGAUCAUUCAUGCAGCGCAGCUCCCAGCUGAGUCCUUCAGUGGAGACGAGGCUCCAGUCACAGAAGCAGCUCAGACCUCAGCCUCACCUGCUGCAGCUACAGAACCUCCAACCUCAGUCACUCUUUAAGCCUGUGCCAAAGAUGGCAGAGGACGAGGCUCCCCCCAGACCCCCCUUGCCAUUCAUCUACAGCCCUGAUGAUCAGCCUCCUGCUGUACCUCCCCUUCCCAAAGAGGCUUCAGUCAUCAGGCACACAUCAGUGCGGGGCCUGAAGCGCCAGUCCGACGAGAGGAAGAAAGACAGAGAAUUUGGGCAGUAUGUAAAUGGGGACUAUAAGGUAGAGCUGCGAUCAUACAUGAGCGAACCUGAACUUAUCAACAUAGGAAGUGACCCCAGUCAGUUAAGCAUAGGAGCCUCUGGUCCAGAAAGUGGGUACCAGACAUUGCCAAACAGAGGACUGUCAGGCUCAACAUCAAGACUUAACCAGUCAACAAAUAUUCCUUCUUAUGUAACACUUCGAAGAGGAGUUACUGCAUCUGGUUUAAAGGAAAGACCAAAGAGCGCCUUGGAGCGCCUUUACUCUGGAGAUCACCAAAAAGGCAGGAUGAGUGCGGAAGAACAACUGGAACGAAUGAAGAGGCACCAGAAGGCACUGGUCCGGGAGCGCAAGAGGACACUGAGCCAGGGAGAGCGCCUGUCCAUCUUGUCACACUCCUCCUCACGACCUGUCUCUGAAGACGUUGGCUCAUGGAAGCGAGAGCAGGAAUUUGAUUUACAGUUGCUAGAGCGAGAGAUGCGGGGGGAAGACAAGGGGAAAGAGAAAUCUGAUGACUGGCUGACAGUCCAAGCCGUGCCAAUGAAAGAGGCAGAUUUGGAGCCUCAGGAUUAUGAUCUGGACAUCAGCAGAGAGCUAUCGAAACCAGACAAAGUUUUAAUUCCAGAGCGAUAUGUGGAAAUGGAUCCAGAGGAACCACUCAGCCUUCAGGAGAUGGAGGUCCGCCAUCGUAAAAUAGAACGGAUCAAAAGCAUCCUCGCCAAAUCAAGUGUUCAAAACGUGCAGCCAGCAGUUAGUCUGGACACACAUGACUUCACAAACCUGGACUCUGCACUGAAGGAGCAGGAGCGUAUUAUCACAAUGUCCUAUGCCCUGGCUUCAGAAGCUUCCCAGAAAAGCAAGCAGGUAGCAGCUGAACAGCAGGUGUAUGAACCCAAUGCACAUUAUCCCCCCCUAAGCAAUGGAUUUCACUACAGAUUUGUCUAAUUUAAAACCAAAGCCACGACUGAACAUUAAGAUGCUGUGGAAACGCUGAUGUGGACACUAAGAAGCAGCACUGAAGAUGAAGAGCUUGUUCAUAUUUAGAUUAGAUUGUGAAAGCUUAGCGUUUGGAGCUAAAACUAUUUUAAAGUGCACUUUUUUAAAUUAAAAUGUUAAAAGGGAUUUAUUUUGUAAAAUAACUGAAAAUCUUUGCAGUGAAUGCUGUUGUGAAUAUUAACUGUGGAAAUGUCUAACACAAUGUUAAUAUUGUACCAGAGUAACCUUUUUAUACAUGCUAUUGCACUUUUAAUACACACUGUACAGUAAUGAGGUUAAAGAUCAGAAUGUGUGUGUUUUUUACGAAAGUGUUUCACAAUGUUUGCAGUGUUGUAUGAAUACAAGAGUAGGUUUUUUUUUUCAAAUGUAAGUUAUCGUGUUAAAAUGACUAAAAAGGGAAAGGGGCUAACAAAGGUCCUCUGAUUGUCAUGAAAUUGCUGAUUGUAUUUUUCGUCAAACUUGGAUGAUAUUCUUACACCAAAUCAAUGUAAAAAAUAUGUAUCUAAUCCAGCACUGCCAUUAUAGACUUCAUAAUAGUUUGCCAAUGGAUUUUAUUUUUUGCUUGGAAUCGGAAUAUUUUCUGGGGUGUGUGUAAUGAAUUGUAAAUGUAAAAAUAUUAACCAGAUGAAGUAAUUUUUUGCUCAAUUGCUUUUUUUUGUGUGUAUUGGAAACUUAAGAGCGAACGAUUCUUAAACAAGUGUAUGUAAAUUUUGAAGUGUAUGCUGUGUUAAAGCAAACAAUAUAAUUUUUUCAAAUGACUUGGAAUGAAAUUGUUAUAAUUUUUACAGCUGUGGCAACAGGGAAGCAACGGUCACAGAGGUUAAGUCUGAGUACAUGGAAUGCUAAAUGUAGCCAGACUGUCUUUGCUUAUAUGUUUUAUAAUGUAAUCCAUUAUAGAUCAACCCAGAUUACAUUAUUUAAAAAAAAAAAAAAAAAAAAAAAAAAAAGCAUAGUGUUACAGUGCAUUCAUAUGGUUUGUCACAGAAAAUCAAUGGGUUAAAAGCAAGUGAAGUGAUUUUAGAGAAUGUAUUUAACUACAAAAGGAGAAUUGAUUUAACCACAAAAAAACAUUUAUUCUGACAAAUUGUUUAAAAUAUCUCUACGUGGGGCAAGUUUGCAGACCACUUGCUGGGUCAUUACCCAUAGGCAUUUAAUUACACUACUGUAUAAUUCUGUAUAGUAUAAGAUAGCAGUUUUUUGAAUGUAUAAGUACUUUAGUUUUCAGUGAAUAAAUAUAAAGACAAAAUAAUUGAGACAAGAGAGCUGUUCGGGUUUUUUGGGGGUUUUUUUGUAAAAUUUUAAUACUGUAAUUGAAAUAUGACAGGUUUUAGUAAUUUUCUUGUAGAAUCCAGUCUGUACUUUUGUUUAAACUAAAAAUUCUGUUUUUGCACUUAGGGUGGAACAACUACUGUACAGACAGUCUGCACAUAGACUACAGUUUUAAGAACAAAGAGACUUCAAGAAGUCAUUGAAAGGGGCACAUUUAUUUUACUAAACAUUUGUUGGUUAACUGGGUUGCACUUUAAAAGAAAAUUAAUAAAA